Messenger RNA from Perognathus longimembris pacificus (Pacific pocket mouse), 2559 nucleotides. RefSeq names its product ral guanine nucleotide dissociation stimulator-like. Gene Ontology annotation, biological process: positive regulation of GTPase activity; Ras protein signal transduction. Gene Ontology annotation, cellular component: plasma membrane. The coding region runs from base 1 to 2559 and encodes 852 amino acids. The transcript is spliced from 16 exons. The record is from RefSeq and is a predicted model, not a curated record. NCBI's taxonomy places the organism in Eukaryota, Metazoa, Chordata, Mammalia, Rodentia, Heteromyidae. Gene Ontology annotation, molecular function: guanyl-nucleotide exchange factor activity.
AUGCUGGGUCAUCCCUUGUCCCAGUCGUCUGUGCAGAAAUCCACCAUGCAUGCCACAGAUCCCUGCAAAGCAGGAUAUAUUCCAGGAGGCAAGUUGGAGAAGUUAGUCGACCAUUUGGUGCCUUCCUUGCUCUUUGGCGAUGCCUCCUUUAUCCCCGUAUUUCUGGGGACCUACCGGACUUUUUCAACCCCCCACCAAGUACUGAGCCUACUGUUCAAUCGGGUAGCCAGUACUGUGGGUGUUGCUGGGAGUUACCCCCUCUCUCAUGAAGAGAGAUAUGGCUCUUUUGCUGAUCGUCACGAUGAGGAGGCAGGAGCGCAGGAGCAGCUUCAACAAGCCUUCUCAUUCAUCCUGGGUUCCUGGAUGAAGGAAUACCCAGAAGACUUUCUUCAAGCACAGGAUGCGACUUGCUUAAAUCAGCUAGUCCAGUACCUACACCACAAUAUGCCCGGGUCCCUGGAGGAGCGUCAGGCCCGCCGUCUGCUCACCCAGCUGGAGCACAUGCAUGCCAAGCAGCCUGAGCUGGAGGGACAUGCUGUGGAGCUCCAGCAUGAGCCACUGGGAGAUGGAUAUUCUGGCUCCCCUGCACCAUCUUUGAUGGAGCCAUCUGCAGGAGGGGUGACAUGCAGCUCUGUGCCUGGGUCACCUAGCCCAGUGGCACCAACAACUUCAGCGCCAGGAAUCCAAGCAGCAGGCCAUGCAGGAGGAGAGACCAUGUCAGUGUUCCCUCCAGAGUUCCAGCCACCUCAGGGCAAGGCUGAACCAAUUGCAACAUGCACUCCAGCACUGGAAGCAUGUGCCGUUCAGCCAGUGGUUCCCCAGGCCAUUACAUCAUAUAACACAGGGCCAGAGCUAGAGGACCCAGGCCAUGCAGAAGGAGAGGCCAUGUCAGUGUCCACUCCAAAGUACCAGCCACCUCAGGGCAAGGCUGAACCAAUUGCAACAUGCGCUCCAGCACUGGAAGCAUGUGCCGUUCAGCCAGAGGCUCCCCAGGCGAUUGCAUCAUAUAACACAGGGCCAGAGCUAGAGGACCCAGGCGAUGGAAGACUGGACUCUGCUCUGGGUCCUUGUGUGGAGCAAGAGGAGUCUUGCUCGCUUGCUGGAGAGGCCGCCUGCCUUCCUCCUCCUGAUGAGGAACCAGAGCCAUCUGCACGAGAGCCUCUACCCACCACCCUGGAUGUGGCAGCCGUCCCAACUGCACACCUAGACAUGGAUGCCACAGAUUCAGGAGGUGACUCGGAUGCAGCUGGUGCCAUGGAUGCACAGCACGAUCUGCCAGUGGCUGAUGAGACCCAUCCUGCUCUGCUCUGUGCUGCAGAGCCAGAGCCCGCUCCACGUCCAGCUCGAGAGGCAGACAUGCCUGCUGAAGUAGAGCCAGCUCCCAGGGAGUUCCUGGACCUGGAGGAUUUUCAGGUUUCUUCCAGGGAGCCGUCGCAGAUUUCCAUGAAGGAUUUUGAAAAUGACCUGACCCGAGCACACGUGCUGGAGUGGCUGCCUGAGCUGAAGGCAGAGCAGUUCUCCCUCAUGGCAGUGGAGCUCUUCAAGAAGCUCAAGCCUUACCACUGCCUGCACUACGUACGAGCAGACCCCAACGAUGAGAGACAGGAGCACCUGGCACCCACUGUGCUUGCCAUACUGAAGCACUGCGACCAGGUGGCCAGCUGUGUCAUUACCACCUGUCUGGGGGACCACAGUGUGCAGGCUGCAGAGAGGGCUGAGGUGGUGGAACACUGGAUAGAGGUGGCCUUGGAGUGCCAUCUGCUGAGGAAUGUCUGCUCCCUCUUCGCAGUACUCUCUGCUCUGCAGAGCAGCCCUCUCCAAGGCCUGAAGAGGACGUGGAGAGCUGUGUCCAGGGACAGUCUCGCGGUCUUCAAGGAGCUGAAGAGGAUGUUCUCCAAGGAGACAAUUUACAAGGGGCGACCAUCCAAAUAUAUGGCCAUUUGGAAGAAACUCAGGAGAAGCCAGAGGAAACCGAAGGAACUGGACUAUCCCGAGGGCACGGUCCCUCACCUGGGCACCAUCCUCACACACCUGGCCUCACUGCAAAAAGACAAGGAUUCCAAGAAUGGCACUUGGAUAUCCAUGAAACAAAGACGAGAGGAGUUCAAGGUGAUGUCCCUCAUCAAGGAACUGCAGGGCACGUGUCACGAGCUCCAUGUGGUUCCUGAGGUGAACUUUGUGUCAUGGUUCACCAAUCUGAAACGCCUCAGUGAAACUGAAUGUGCCAAGCUGUCUAUGGAGCUGGAGCCUCCCGUCAGGGCAGGCUUCCUGGACAGGAACCCCAGGUGGAGUCCUCUCAUGAGGAAGCCCUCAAGACAACAGCUCAGCAGAGAUGGCAGCUCCCAGUUGAAGACAAGUGACCGGCUCCGCAGUGGGACUAGCAGCGCUCCACCCACCGUGCAGCUGGGUUACUCACCCCGUCCUUGCUGCCACUGCUAUCGUUUGUACCAGUCUGCCCCAAACAUCUACAGGUCAAAGAUACUUCAAGAAUACGAUGGAAUCUUGCCACUCCUGAGCCCCCAGACCUUCAGGAGAGUUGGCCAGGAGGAGAUAACCUAA